This is a messenger RNA of Temnothorax curvispinosus, 1354 nucleotides long. Its product is annotated as longitudinals lacking protein-like. The coding region runs from base 1 to 336 and encodes 111 amino acids. NCBI's taxonomy places the organism in Eukaryota, Metazoa, Arthropoda, Insecta, Hymenoptera, Formicidae. The record is from RefSeq and is a predicted model, not a curated record. The transcript is spliced from 2 exons.
AUGUGGAAGUUCCAGUCUUUGCCCAUAGGACAAGCUGGCUUUUGUGUUUCAGGUGCGCUUGUUGUCUGGGAGAACUAUGAGGCACUCGGUACGAAUACGACCAACAGAUCCAGCAACUAUGCUGACCGCAAGUUCAGGUUCAAGCAUGUGGACCACACUGGUAGGUACAAGUGCUCCAAGUGCGCGAAAUCGUACCGAUGGAAGCAUCACCUCGUGGAACACGUCAAGGCUUCGUGCGGCCAGAAGAAGGCGGAGUGUUGCCCGUAUUGCAGCUAUAAGAGCAACCGCAAGUGGAAUCUGAAGUCGCACAUAAAGAGGAUCCACGCGAGCGUAUAAAAAGCAGAUAACGAAACAUUAUUGAUGGAUUACAAAAUACAUUAUUGACUCACAGUAUCUCACAACAGAUGUCUCCAUUUCAAUGUUCUUCAAUAAAACAAAUUGUUUAUCGCACUCAGAUCUCUCGACUGUGUUGCUUGUAGCAACAGACAUUAGUCAAAUCUCUCGUUCGUUAUUCAUAAUGCUGUUCCUAGAAACCAAAUCCUUGAAGACGAGAAGUUCCUCUAGAGAAUAUCCAUACAUUCCUUUUAAUUACCAUCGUCGAAGUUCUUCCUUUCUCUCUCAUUUUUAAUAUCUCUUGAUUAUAUUUAUGAUUUUAUUCAAUUUUUUUUCUGCGGAUAGGAACAUAAAAUGAAAAUAGAAAGAAAUUCCUGUUGAAUUUGUUCCGUUCAAGAGCUGAAUUCUUUUAAGUACAUGUAUUUUAUUCGCGCCUCUUUCAUGUUUCAGGACCAUUUAUUUACGAGACUCGUUUACAAAGUACGGCGAAAUCGCGAGUGUUUAUACGCGAUUCGGAACAGGUGUGGAGAGCCAUUGACGCGGUCGCCAAUGGGAUGUCUUUGAGGAAGGCCGCGAGAAUCUACUGCAUAUCCAAAUCGGUUCUGCAUCGAUACAGCAAAAAGGGCAUCCCGAAACGAUCGACUUACACGAAGAAGUUCGAGGCAUAUGCGAAUUUUUAAUGCUCGAAGAAUAUCACGAUUAUUUAUUUAACAUUCUAACAAUAAGUGGCAUUAGAAAGGUCUUUAGAGAAUUCUGUAAUCUUCGCGAUAAAAGAUGUAUCAAGAGAUUUUCUUCUUCGAUUGACAGCACAUUGCACAUUAUUUAUCAUUUUCCUGCCUCUUAUACAAAACUGGAUGUGAAAUUUUAUAUUAUUGCAUGAAUUGUUAUGGUGGUUAUUAAAUAUGUUUAUAAUUUGUGAACGGUAAGUAUCGAUGACAUCAUCGAAGAGUAUAACAUUUUCAGAUAUUUUUAGUUAUGGUUAUUUUACAAUAUUUUUAAUUAUUGUUUUAUCAAUAAUGCG